Messenger RNA from Hippoglossus stenolepis (Pacific halibut), 1121 nucleotides. It is a transcript of the gene tipin, whose product is annotated as timeless interacting protein. The transcript has 8 exons. Gene Ontology annotation, biological process: DNA replication checkpoint signaling; DNA damage response; replication fork processing. Gene Ontology annotation, molecular function: DNA binding. The record is from RefSeq and is a predicted model, not a curated record. NCBI's taxonomy places the organism in Eukaryota, Metazoa, Chordata, Actinopteri, Pleuronectiformes, Pleuronectidae. Bases 88 to 1020 code for a protein of 310 amino acids. Gene Ontology annotation, cellular component: nucleus; replication fork protection complex.
UUUAUUUUGAAAGCGGCUCCACUGUGUACCGGAAGAGGGCAUCCCGCAGGUUCCUGUCUCAGCAGCUCGUGACUGGAGUUUCUCACCAUGACUGAUCCGGACAUUUCCAACUUCCACAGCAGAGAGGACGAAGCGUUCCCUCCCCUCCCCCCGCCUCACUCCCCGGGACAGGGGGGACACGAGGACAGACACCCUUUUGGAAAUGAAGAAGAGGAUGAUGAAGGAAACGUGUCCAAGCUGGAUGAGGUUCCUGCAGCCAAAAGGAAGGGAGUGAAGAGGCCGCAGCCCAAACUGGACUCUCACAGGCUGAUCUCAGAGAGAGGACUUCCAGCUCUGAGGACUAUGUUUGACGACGUCCACUUCAAAGGCAAAGGACACGAGGCUGCAGAUCUGCGGCUGCUGAUGCAGAAGAUGGAGAACUGGGCUCACAGGUUGUUUCCCAAACUGCAGUUUGAAGACUUUAUUGACAAAGUGGAGAAACUGGGCAACAAGAAAGAAGUGCAGACCUGUCUCAAACGGAUUCGACUGGACAUGCCACUGACACACGAAGACUUUGAUAACGAGGGUGAAGAAGAGGCAGCAGCUAAACUGCCCAUCUUUGAAGAUCCGGAUCCAUUUAGUGGAGUGAGCUUCAGUAACGAAGCCCAGAGACCAGUCCACUCUACGCCUGCUCCUCCUUCGCCAGCCGCCCCCCCCUCCCUCACCGAGGAGCAGCAGCGGCGCAUGGAGCUGAACCGACAGCGAGCUCUGGAGAGGAGGCUCGCCCGCCACCAGCAGGAAGCAGACUCCACUGACUCUCAGGCCGUGGACACAUCAGCAGACGAACCAGCAUCUGUGUCUUCUGCAAAUCUCCUCAACAAAUCCAACGAGGAGGAGGAGGUGACGGAGCGUUUCGACCUGGAGCCGGACGGCAGCAGCACACACCCACCCAGCCAGACUCCGCCCACAGACUCCGAGGCUUCAGCCGAGUCCAGCCAGCGCGAGGAAGAGACCAGCCAGCAGCCAAUCAGCAACGAGUGAGGACAGAGAUUAGUGUGUGUGUGUGUGUAAACCUGCAGGUUUGAGAUACAAACUGUUCAAAACGUUUUUUAUCUGAAACAUGAUUAAACAUUGAUUCCAUA